GAAGCGACUUACCCUGACUCGGGAGAUUUUAGCUGGUUUCGAAGCCAACACACUUUUAUUUUGUAUCUUGAUUUCAUAAAAUGGCUAAUAGAACUGUUAAAGAUGCAAACAGUAUUCAUGGAACAAAUCCACAGUAUCUGGUAGAGAAAAUUAUAAGAACUCGAAUAUAUGAAUCUAAAUAUUGGAAGGAAGAAUGCUUUGGACUUACGGCUGAGCUCGUUGUUGAUAAAGCCAUGGAGCUGAAGUUCGUCGGUGGAGUGUACGGAGGAAAUAUCAAACCAACACCGUUCUUGUGUCUUACGCUCAAAAUGCUGCAGAUUCAACCAGAAAAAGACAUCAUCGUAGAAUUCAUCAAAAACGAGGAUUUCAAGUAUGUCCGUUUGCUUGGAGCUAUGUACAUGAGGUUGACCGGCACAUCAGUUGACUGCUACAAGUACCUGGAACCACUGUACAACGACUACAGGAAGAUCAAAAGUCAAAACCGGAAUGGAGAAUUUGAGCUGAUGCAUGUUGAUGAGUUUAUCGAUGAGCUUCUCCAUGCUGAGAGAAUGUGUGACAUCAUCCUUCCGAGGCUACAGAAGAGGCAGGUUCUGGAGGAGGCUGAGCUGUUAGACACACGCAUCAGUGCCCUGGAGGAAGACUUGGACGAGGUGGAGACCAGCGAAGAGGAAGACGAGGAGGAGGAAAAGCCAGAGAGAGCUCAGACCCCGGAGCCGCACAGGCGCAGUUACCGUGACAACGACAGACCGCGCCGCUCUCCUUCUCCUCGCUACAGGCGCAGUCGUUCGCCCCGAAGGAGGAGCAGAUCUCCUAAGAGACGAAGCCCGUCCCCCAGGCGAGAGCGUCACCGCAGUAAAAGCCCCCGUCGCCAUCGCACCAGGUCCAGGGAGCGACGCCACCGGUCCAAGUCCCCAGGCCAUCACAGAAGUCACAGGCAUCGCAGCCACUCCAAAUCCCCAGAAAGGAGUUCCAAAAAGAGAAACAAGAAGAGCCGGAGAGGAAAUGAGUGAUUGGUUUAGUUUUGUAGCCCUGGAUUUUUUGAAAGUGUUUUUUUUUUUUUUUUACCUCUACAAACCUGGUUGUGUCAUGUAUGUCUUAAGCUAAGUUAAUUGUUUUAUUUUUCAAUUUGUUGGUUAUUUUAGAACCAUCCAUCCAAUAAAUAUUGCUGAAAAAAAACUGUCAUUCAGCUCCAUAUUGUCUACCACGGUACUCCAAUUAAAGCAUUUAGAAGACUAGUGGAGGUUAAGAGGUUGCCAUGGACACUAAAUUCUG
Molecule: messenger RNA, 1272 nt
Organism: Hypomesus transpacificus
Lineage: Eukaryota; Metazoa; Chordata; Actinopteri; Osmeriformes; Osmeridae
Gene: prpf38a
Product: pre-mRNA processing factor 38A
Exons: 10
Coding region: 81-1010 (309 amino acids)
Cellular component (GO): precatalytic spliceosome
Source: RefSeq, a predicted model, not a curated record